Messenger RNA from Lactuca virosa, 2356 nucleotides. Lineage: Eukaryota; Viridiplantae; Streptophyta; Magnoliopsida; Asterales; Asteraceae. The record is from the annotation of a GenBank genome assembly.
AUGGGUGACCCAAUUUCAGCCCGAAAAAGUCAUGACACAACAUUGAGAAACAGAUUUGAAUUAGAAAAACGUCGCCUUUAUCAUUCUGAAGCCUUGAAGACCCGAUCAAAUUUGGUAUCAUCACCUUCAAUCCAUACCCAAAAGCAAUCUUUUAGAACAAAAGAUGAAAUAGUCAGACACAUAUCAAGUUUACCAAGUUACCUUGAGUCAGGUAAAGCUACCCCAGAUAGAGCUUUAAGUUUUGGAGUCAUGGAUUAUGGGAGAUUAGAAAAAUGGCAAUAUCAGAAUCUUAAACAGGGGACAAUUAAAAGUAGCAAAUGUUCAACCUCUAGCAGUGUUUCUUCUUCUUUAUUUUCAACUGAUGCUUCAUCUCCCCAAUCCACCAUAGGUCAUAGCUGUUCUCCUGCUCCCCGUGUAACCUUACAAUCUCAUUUUAACAUAUCAAAUUCUGGGAAUCUUGAAAAGCUUCAAGAUUUUAAAGAUUCUGAAAAGAAAACGUCAGAAACCAAGCGAAAAGAUUACAAAACAUACAAUUCUUGUCCACCCAAGAUUCCAGAAUCUAAAUCAUCCAUGAAUAUGGGAAAUCGUCAAACAAAUUUGUCAUCUUUGAAGGGAAAAAUGAAGAUAAAAAAUGAAGAGGGAAAUGAACCACAAAAUCUUCAACAUCCAUCUCAUCAGAUACAUGAAAGGCCUACAAAUUAUGCAAAAGAUUCAGUUGUCAGCAAGACUUUACAAAUGGAACCUGAAUCUUCAAGAAAUCAAAUUAAUACUUCAAGAAGUCAUGUUCUUGAAGAAAAAAGAUCAUCUUUUUCUUCCAAGAUUUCAAAUCUUGAUUCUAGGAAACAAAGAAGCAUGUCUCCACUUCGUCGAUUUAGCUUUACAAUGAGCUCUAAGUCACCAAUUUCUCAAAAAUCAACAACUGGUAAUACAUGUGUCUCAAAUCGAUCUUCUUCAAGUCCUUUAAGAAGGUUAUUGGAGCCCCUAUUUCCAUCAAAAGCAACCAACUCUCAUCUGGAAACUGUCGCGAAAGUGUCGGGAAACUGUCGCGAAGUUAUCACAGAUUCAAAGCAAGCUCUUUUUCAAACAGCUAUCAAGAAUGGGCGUCCUAUGUUCACAUUUGCAGUUGAAAAUAGCAACGCCCUUGCAGCAACAGUUAGGGAUUUAAGUAAAAAUAACAACACUUGGAUUUAUACAUUCUUCACCAUUGAUGAGGUCAAGAAAAAGAAUGGGAGUUGGUUAUCUCAGAGCAAAAAGGACAAAGAUUAUGUCCCUAAUGUAAUAGCUCGAAUGAAGGUUUCAAAUCGUGUGGUUUCUAAUUCAAACACUCGGGAGUUUGUUUUGUUUCCUGUGGACAAAAGUCAACCAAAUGGUCAAAUAUCAAAUGUCCAACCACGUGAUGAGCUGGCAGCCAUUGUUGUGAAGUUUUCAAGGAAGGUUGAUGAUAAAGAAGAGAAAUCAGAAGGAUUUAACACAACGGUGGUGCUACCUGGCGGCAAUCAUGGUGUAUCAAGUAAAGGAUGGCCUACACCGCUAAUUGAGCGGUGGAUUACUGGUGGUGCAUGUGACUGUGGUGGUUGGGAUUUGGGCUGCAGAUUAAGAACAUUCACAAACCAGGUGGAAUCUAGGAGAAGAUCAAAUGCAACAAGUGGUCAAUUUGAUCUUUUCUUUCAGGGAGAUAACAUAAAUGAGAGAAGCUUCUUCAGUGUUUGUCCAUUAAAGGAAGGGAUAUAUUCGGUUGAAUACAAUUCAUCCGUUUCUGUUUUACAAGCAUUUUCUAUCUGUAUAUCGGUUGUGGAGUGCAGGAAAUCAACUCAGGAUACAGAAUCAAGAACUGGCGGAAGUAGAAUUACUUUUUCUUUAUGUAAUUCUGACUUAGGGUUUAUCAGAGUGCUGCAGACUUUUGAAAAGCUCAGAUUUUUAGUCCAAAAUGGAACACGAUUCACUCUUAACCAAGAUCCAAGAGUUACACUCUGUGGAUACAGUAUUCCUCAUCCUUCAGAAGCUAAAGUAAACAUAAGAGUCCAGACAACAGGUGAUCCAGCAAAGGAAGUAUUGAAAGAUUCAUGCCAAGAUCUCAUGAUGAUAUGUCAGCAUGUUAGGAGCACUUUUGAGCAAGCAGUUGCUGAUUUUAAGAACAAUGAAGGCUCUGAAAGCCAGUAAACGAAGAGCUUAUUACUGCCCUCUGUUUGAUUUAACAUUGAUCAUAGUCUUAAGGGGUUGUUAAUUUUUGAUUUAAUGAUCUUAAUGGGUUAAGAACUUAGUUCCGAAGACACUUUCACGUUUCUUAUUAAAAGUUUUAAAAUUUUGAUGAUCACAAAAAUCACUCUUAUCAUUGCAUUUGAGAAAACUUGGAGCA